AUGAGAGAAUCUAUUGAUUCAAUUAAAAAUUAUAUAUGGGCUUUCUUGGUGAAGAAUAGUUCACCAGAAUUACCUCAUAUAGAUAAUGAUGAUUUGAAGAACAUCUUUGAAAAGGUUAAUGACAUAUUACAAUCCAAACAAUCUACUGUUAAUUACAAAUUUGAGAAAUUAACUAAUGAACUUGGUUUCAUGAUUACGAAAUUGGUAUUCAGUUAUUCUGUUUAUAUUAAUUAUUUCAUAUUGACAGUCCUUGCUUUGUCUUUAGUUAUCGUUGGUUCUUUUGGUUCGAUUACUUCAAUCCCUUAUACUGCUUUACCACCAACCAAGAUCCAUCCUCUGUUUCAUCCAACUGAUCUUGAUGUUGACCAAGACUGCCAUAUUGUCUACAAAAACGAUAAAGAUUCAAAGAAAAAACACGAUAUUAUGGAUGAAAAACAUGCUAUAAUAUUACCAAUUACAUCAAGCAUAGCAUUAUGUGGAUUAUAUAUUGUUAUCAAAAAAUUCGAAGUUCAAUGGUUGAAAUAUGUUAUGUGGAUGUUAACAUUGAACAUGAAGAUUGUAAAUCUACCAUCCACAAAAUUUGUAGUUACCUAUAUUUUCCAUGCUUUUUCCCGUACGUUAACAUCCAUCACUAGAAAAUGGGAUCCAUUAAGUUAUUCUCCAAGGUUUAGAUUAACUUUGUCUGAUGAUAACGAGGCAAUUAAUGCAAAUAGUGGUAUCAUAACUAACUUUGGUUACAAAGAAUAUCUUGAAUCCGAUGAUUCCAAGCUGUAUUACCAAGCUACUAUCGACGAAAUUGAUAAAGAUUCAAGUAUUAAAUUCUUCUACAGGAGAGAAUUUAUUGAACCAAGUUCUGUAACAGCCAAGAGACAAAUUUUCAAUAUUUAUUUUGAUAAUGCUUCAUUUUAUGCGUUUAUCUUUAGUUUAAUUUCUACUGUAAUGUAUCACUACUUUUCCGACAAUUGGUUAAUGACAAAUAUUGUUAGUGUUAAUAUGGCUAUCUGGGCUAUUUCCAAUUUGAAGUUAAAGAAUUUAAGAUCUGGCACUCUGAUCUUAGUUGCGUUGUUCUUUUAUGAUAUAUUCUUCGUAUUUGGUACCGACGUAAUGGUAACAGUUGCCACAAACAUCGACUUACCUGUCAAAUUAACUGUACCAACUAAAUUUAAUACAUCAGAAAGCAAGUUUGAAUUUGCAAUGUUAGGAUUAGGUGACAUUGCAUUACCAGGAAUGUUCAUCGCAAUGUGUUACAAAUUUGAUAUUUGGAAAUAUCAUUAUGAUAAUACCGAUACAGAAUUCCAUUUAUUAAAUAAAAAAUAUGCCGGCAAAUAUUUUAUUGUAGCAUGUGCCAGCUAUACACUGGCUUUAGUAACAUGUAUGGUUGCAUUGACAAUAUAUAACACGGCUCAGCCGGCACUGCUAUACAUUGUACCAAGUCUAGUGAUCUCAACGGUAUUGACUGCACUGAUCUCUCGUGAAUUUAACUUAUUUUGGACUUUCCAAUACGACACAAUCGAGUUGGGAGAGAACAUGUUAGAAGUCGAAGACACUGACAAAGGGGUAUCGACAAAAGCAAUGACAUAUGCCGAGUAUAUCAUGACAGACAAUGACGAAGAUGAUAACGAGGAUUAUACAGAAGAAGAUGCACUAAUGGACGAAAAAUAUUCUGACUACGAUUCCGAAGAUACAGAUGACACUAUCUCUAUGAGUCAAGAAUAA
Tetrapisispora phaffii CBS 4417 is the source of this 1716-nucleotide messenger RNA. RefSeq names its product aspartic endopeptidase (gene YPF1). Gene Ontology annotation, cellular component: cytoplasmic side of endoplasmic reticulum membrane; membrane; lumenal side of endoplasmic reticulum membrane. Gene Ontology annotation, molecular function: aspartic endopeptidase activity, intramembrane cleaving. The coding region runs from base 1 to 1716 and encodes 571 amino acids. Gene Ontology annotation, biological process: membrane protein proteolysis. NCBI's taxonomy places the organism in Eukaryota, Fungi, Ascomycota, Saccharomycetes, Saccharomycetales, Saccharomycetaceae. The transcript has a single exon. The record is from RefSeq and is a predicted model, not a curated record.